UGGAAUGAUCUCGGUCCACUUGUUUUACAGUCAACAACAGUAGAAGAACUCCCAAAUAUGAAGAGCUUCUUGCUUCUCGCUCUUACAGUUCUGGCUGCAGCAGCCAACGCUGCCCCGACUGCCCAGUCUGGUUCUCUCUUCGAGACGACCACCACUACCAUCAGUCCUUUGAGUUUUGGCAGCCAAUCAGUGCCACUAAGUCACUCCAUCCAGACCCGUAAUGCAAAACCAGCUGCAUCACCAUCUGAUGAUUCCGCAGAAGAUAACGACGAAGACGGCAAGACUGAAGCGCCUGCCACCACCACUGCUCCCAUUGAUGCAAACAAACCUGCUGCCUCCCCCACUGAUGCAAACAAACCUGCUGCCUCCCCUACCGAUGCAAACAAGCCUGCUGCCUCCCAAACUGAUGCAAACAAACCUGUUGCCUCGCAGAUCGAUGGAACCAAACCUGUUCUCUCUCUCAUCUAAGGAAACACGCCUUUGCACCCUCCAGCCCCGGCAACACUGGCUUCAACUCACGACCUGUGAGGCAAGUAGCCACAAGUUCCACCACUGUCAAGACGACUAUCAACUAAAUUAGUGGUUCAUUCCCACUAACCACUAGGACGACCCUCCAGGUACCAUCCUCUGGUGGUACACCAUCACUACCUCUCUCAAGAACACCUCUAAUUUACAAAUCAAAACCUGUGAAUCAGAACUAUGCUAAUAUCACCUUGUUCGAGUAUUCUAGACAGCAUCCAGGCUAGAUCCCUCAGACUCGCAACAGCCUAAAUCUUUGUCACCAGUCUGCUGUUGCCUUGCUCUACCGUCUUCCAUAGUUAGUGUGUUUUAGCAGUGGCUUCUUCAGUCCAAUGCAGAGAAAGGUGGAAUAAGGACUGAAGAAGCCACUGGCUGGCGAAACAUUUCCAGAUUAAAGAUUCCCAAAAGUUGCUCAACUGUCUCAUUUAUCAACUUGUCGGUUAGCUAUCAAAGCUUUGGGGCCCAGUCCCUGGACCCAUUAUGUACCUCUGUAAUCUUUUGACUACCGCCCACAGGAUGGGUAUGGGGUGCAUGAUAAACAUAUUAAACUAACUUGUCGGUUAUAUGAACCGUUCAUUCACACAGUAAUUGUUACCUUUAUAGUAACAAUCACUCAUUAUAUUGUUUCGAGCCAUCUCUGUCACUCCAAAACACAAAGUUGGCUCCAGUAUCUUGACUCACAGCUGGAGCCGCUUCUGUUACUGUCAACACUCGUCUGUUUAACUUUACACACUGAUAAACACACAACUCUGUCAUCAGUACCUGCACCACUGAUGCUUGGAAUUUCAUUCACUAGAGAUCCAAUGCUCCUUUAACAGUCAACUACAGAGGUUAAGCAGAAUCAAGUCUCGUAUAGAUACGAUGCAUGAUCUGUCCCAUGGGAGUUAUGAUCGAACAAUUAAUGGCGAAAUUGCUCUUUUUUUUUCAUUGGUGUACUUCAAAUCGCUUGUUCUCUCUAAGCUGGAAUAUUGCUGUACACUAACUACCCCCUUCAAGGCAGGCAAAAUUGCUCACCUGUAGAAUGUACAGAGAACUUUCACGACACAUAUAAGUACAAUAAAGCACCU
Molecule: messenger RNA, 1586 nt
Organism: Cherax quadricarinatus
Lineage: Eukaryota; Metazoa; Arthropoda; Malacostraca; Decapoda; Parastacidae
Source: RefSeq, a predicted model, not a curated record